AUGGACCUCCUGUCAUACCUCAUUAUGAUAUAUCAGACACAAAUUCAGACCCAGAAGUGGUAAAUGUGGACAAUCUGUUGGCAGCUACAGUAGUUCAAGAGCACAAUAAUUCCUUAGGAAAUCAAGACUCGGGGUCUGCCUGGAGAACCAGAGGGCUGCUAGAUGAACUGAGCUGUGAUACAGGUCAUUUGGAUCCAGCCUUCCUUGCAGGUGACAAAAUGUCUUCUGGUAAUGCCCAGAUCAAUGAAGAAAUUAGUAUCGCCUCUUCUGAUAGUGAAGUAGAGAUUGUUGGAGUUCAAGAACACGCCAGGUGUGUGCAUCCCAGGGGAGGCGUGAUUCAGAGUGUGUCUUCCUGGAAGCAUGGCUCAGGCUCACAGUACAUUAACGCUCAGCAAACACAAUCAUGGACAGCUGUGACUCCCCAGCAGAAUUGGUCUUCGCCCCCAGAAGUAGUAGACCUCACUUUGGAUGAGGAUACUAGACGCAAAUAUCUACUGUAA
Molecule: messenger RNA, 500 nt
Organism: Nestor notabilis (Kea)
Lineage: Eukaryota; Metazoa; Chordata; Aves; Psittaciformes; Psittacidae
Exons: 3
Biological process (GO): ubiquitin-dependent protein catabolic process
Molecular function (GO): ubiquitin protein ligase activity
Source: RefSeq, a predicted model, not a curated record